Haemonchus placei is the source of this 396-nucleotide messenger RNA. The record is from the annotation of a GenBank genome assembly. NCBI's taxonomy places the organism in Eukaryota, Metazoa, Nematoda, Chromadorea, Rhabditida, Trichostrongylidae.
AUGUUUUCUUACGAUGCGGUUCCGUCAGCAAAAAUAUUAGCUUCCGUUCAUUCAGCAGCAUUCAUUCGAGUGUGUCGCUUAAUUCCUCGUCGCUCCUACGUCUCUUCCUAUAGAUCGAUAUUUGUAAACGUGAAAGAUUUUUCUUUAAUCCUUUUCUUUUUCUUCAGAGUCGGUUGUUUUCCCUACAUCAAAUACCACUGCACGAAGAGGCCAGUUCAGGACCUCAGCGCUGAGAACAGGCUCUAUCGCCUCAUCACAGUUGUGAAUCUGGGUAUUCCAUGUGUGUUAUACGGCCUGGCAGCGAUCGCACUGAUCAGGCAUACCGAGACAAUUGAAGACGAACAGACGAGGAAGAUUGUCCGCAUACACUUUCUCAUCAAGGAGGAUCAUAACUGA